AUGUAAAAGGCUAAAAGCUGGCCUCUUUCAACGUCGAAGUAUCAAAACACUAGUGUUGGGCCCAUUCACAGUGUCCCCAAAAGUCAUAUUAAUCCAUGGAGAGAUUCAGCUAACGUCACAGAACCGUCACAUAAUCUCAUCACCGCCUUAAAACUCAUAAAAUCUGACAGGCCACGUGUAAAUGAGCAAUAAGUUCACGUACUCAUUUUCCAACACCACCAUCACCGAUACAUAAUAAAAACCAUUUCAUCACAACAGUCUUCUUCAUUUCUUUCUAAUUUCUUCUCUUCAUGAAUUAAGCCAAACCAACAAAAAAAAUCAUUUAAUUUUCGCGGAGAGAUGGAGAAAUUCUCGUACAACUCUUAUCCAGAUUCAACCGACUCGUCACCGAGAUCUCGUGAGAUCGAAUUCGAUAACCCGCCGCCUCCAUGGGAUGAUCAGAACCAGAACCAGCAGCAACAUAGCUACAAGGUGAAGUUUAUGUGCAGCUAUGGCGGCAAGAUUCAGCCACGGCCUCACGAUAAUCAGCUCACUUACGUAAACGGAGAAACGAAGAUUCUUUCCGUUGAUCGCGGGAUUAGAUUCCCUGUUUUAGCUUCCAAACUCUCCACCGUAUGCGGCGGCGGUGAUGGCGGCGGAGGAGAAGUUACGUUUAAGUAUCAGCUUCCGGGAGAAGACUUAGACGCUUUGAUCUCGGUUACGAACGAUGAUGAUCUGGAGCAUAUGAUGCACGAGUACGAUCGCUUGCUUCGUUUGUCGUCUAAGCCAGCGAGGAUGCGUUUGUUUCUCUUCCCGGCUUCUUCUGGAUUUGGUUCUCAAAGUUCGACUCAAUCGGAUCGAGAUCGCUUCGUCGAGGCGUUGAACACUGUUCCUAGGCUAUCUGAAUCGGAGAAAUCCGUAACUGCUCCUCCGAAUAAUGCGGAUUUUUUGUUUGGAUCGGAGAAAGUUGCAGCUCCGCCGCCGCCACCACCGGCUGAGGUGAAAUUACCGGUUCCUGUGGCGUUAGAACCGCCUUUGUUUAACGAUCCGCGUGUGAUUCAACCGGAUCACGUCGUAAAUCCGAUGGAAAUUCAAAGACAAAUGCAGGAAUUUCAGAGGAUGCAUAUUAGGGAUCAAGAACAACAACAACAACAGGAAGCUGUAUACAGAAGGAAGAGUAACGAAGACGGUUUAAUAGAAACCGGAGGUGGAUACUUCUCUCCACCGUACAUACAAAAUCCUGCGCCACCACCGCCACAGCAGACGAUUCCUCAAACGAAUCCGCAAGCUCCUCCGAUGACGACUUUCUGGCAAGGAAACCACAAUCCAGGAGUCGUAUUUCCAACAACCACACAUGGAUUAGGAUUACCAGAGCAACCAGUUUACAUGAUCCCAUCUCCAUCUCCAUCUCCGGUGUACCACGCGCCACCACCACCGCAACCGCAAGGUGUCAUCAGACCAAUACUUACAGGACAAGUAAACCAAGGCGGCUACUAUCCUCAGGUACAGAGAGUGGCUUCAGAUACUUACAGAGAACCACACCAAUCACCGUACAACGUGGCUCAGCCACUUCAGGCACCUAUAGGAACAAAAGCAGCACAACAACAACAACCUCCUCCUCCUCAGCCUUUUACCUCUGGUCCUCCACCACCGCAAUACACCGCAGUACCACCGCCACGACAAGUAGUAGGAUUACCAGAUACAUCAGCGUAUACUCAGGUGACUUACACUGGAGGAAUGGGGAAACAAGUUUAUUACACGGAGGCUCCACCGCCGCAGUACCAUGGAGUUGGCUUACCUGUAACUGGUAUGAGUGAAUUGAGAACUGGACCGGACGGGAAGCUUGUUGCUAUGAACAUGGCACCUAAAGUUUCAUCUCAGAGUUCAGAUUCGGCUGUUUGAUUGAUGAGGUAUUUCAUAUGGUUGAAUCAGAUUAUUGUUAAUCUAUUACAACAAAUUUCAUCAUCUUUUAUAUAUAUAUAUAUAUAUAGUGUAAUUAAGAUCACUUUGGUGUCUGAUAAAUAAUGUUUUUUUCUUUUUCCCUUUAUCUACUUGUUUAUUUUAUCUUAUGAUGAUGUUCUUGAUUCUGCAACUUCCAUCGCGUUGCUUAAAUCCAGUCUAUUGUGCAUUUGAUUGCAUUUAUCUGAGAACCUUUUAAGCCAUUUUACCUUUAUUUUUCUUUUCGCCAUAAUAAGCUGAACUCCUUUUUUCUAUCCAAGUGGUGUAGUUGUCCUUCGGCCAUAAUAUAUAUGGGUUGUUCCACAUGAAAAUCAUUUUGUUGU
Molecule: messenger RNA, 2261 nt
Organism: Arabidopsis thaliana (thale cress)
Lineage: Eukaryota; Viridiplantae; Streptophyta; Magnoliopsida; Brassicales; Brassicaceae
Product: Octicosapeptide/Phox/Bem1p family protein
Exons: 1
Coding region: 340-1881 (513 amino acids)
Source: RefSeq, marked reviewed